Messenger RNA from Mercenaria mercenaria, 832 nucleotides. RefSeq lists its product as uncharacterized. The record is from RefSeq and is a predicted model, not a curated record. Gene Ontology annotation, cellular component: membrane. The transcript has 5 exons. NCBI's taxonomy places the organism in Eukaryota, Metazoa, Mollusca, Bivalvia, Venerida, Veneridae. The coding region runs from base 1 to 669 and encodes 222 amino acids.
AUGGGCAACCGAAGUGAGAAAAGUAUUUCAGUUCCGGCUUUCUCUAUGAAGCCGGAGUUUGCGGGACUAUGCGGGGCUUUGAUGAUUGUUACGGGGACCGUGUUUGCGGCGCUGGGUUCUGUCUAUGUUGACAGGACAAAGAAAUUUGACGAAGUUCUUAAAAUGUCUUUCGGCCUUGCUUGUCUGGCAUUAAUUGCUUUUACACAGGUUACACGAAUUAGGGACCAGCAUGUAUGGGUUGCUGUAACUUCUGCGAUGUUUGGAGGUUUUUCGCUUGUUAUAUAUCCGGUCAGUCUAGAGUUAGCUGUUGAGAUAACGUUUCCUGUGGCUGCGGCAACCAGUUCAGGACUCUGCAUCAUAAGUGGAUCUACUCAAGGAAUCGCCAUAAUGUUUGCAAUGCAGUUUUUGGCACGGCCUUUGCCUGAAUGGGAGCGCAGUUUGGAAUCUGGCUGUCUACAGGAUGGCACUUUUAACCCGCAAGAUUUUACAUAUUCGUACCUGUGGAUGUCUAAUUGUGUGGUAGUUGCAGCAUUUGUGGUACUUGUACUGUUUUUCAGACCAAAAUAUAAACGUUUGAUGGAGGAGAGAAAGGUGAAGUCACAAACUAGUGUAUACGUUAUAAACAAUGAGAAUACUGAGAAAAAUCACAUCCAGAUUACAAAACUGUGAUCUCAAAAUCUGAAAUUUUACAACGAAUAAUACCAACAUGAAGCAUAAUUCAUUGUAUAUAUAAAUGUCAGUAGGCCAUAAAAUUUGUCCAGCUUCCUCAUUUAACAUUUGUAUUCAAGCUGAUGAUUACAUUUUAGUAUCGGCGUGAAGUUGGCAGUACAGU